Molecule: messenger RNA, 5995 nt
Organism: Pseudoliparis swirei
Lineage: Eukaryota; Metazoa; Chordata; Actinopteri; Perciformes; Liparidae
Product: protein bicaudal C homolog 1-B-like
Exons: 21
Coding region: 257-3166 (969 amino acids)
Cellular component (GO): cytoplasm
Molecular function (GO): protein binding; RNA binding
Source: RefSeq, a predicted model, not a curated record
AGGACCAGCGGGCUGCUGCAUACUUUACAGAAGUCUGCCUGUAAAUGGGGGGAAACGAAGGGUCUUGAAAAGAAGCUUGCGGAGGAAAUGUCUCUCAACCGCGCUGCAAUGAGCCCGCACAGCACCGCGAAGUGACGGAAUUAAAACACCUUUUUGUUUUGUUUUUAAGUUAACAGAAGUUCAAACUGCUUCGCCUCGGCUCGACCUAACUUUGAAUAAAACGCAGUGGCCACUGGAGAAGUUGCUGAGCGGCGCAAUGGCUGCCCAGUGCGACGCUUUAAGCGGAUACUUGCUGCAGUCGGACCAGGGCUCCAACAGCGAGCGCAGCGCCGACUCUCCUCUCCCGGGAUCAGAGGAGGACCUGAGCGGACUCUGCCCGCUGCCCGACCCGGAGUGGACCGAGGAGAGGUUUCGGGUGGACCGCAAAAAGUUGGAAGUCAUGCUAUUAGCUGCCUCUGAGGGGAGAGUCAACGGCGGGGAGGAUUUCUUUCAGAAGAUCAUGGAUGAGACCCAAACGCAGAUCGCCUGGCCCUCCAAACUGAAAAUCGGAGCCAAGUCCAAAAAGGAUCCACACAUCAAGGUCUGCGGGAAGAGGGAGAAUGUGAGGGAAGCCAAAGACAGAAUAAUGUCCGUCCUUGACACAAAGAGUAACAGGGUGACUCUGAAGAUGGACGUCUCUCACACGGAGCACUCUCACGUUAUUGGCAAAGGUGGCAACAACAUCAAGAGGGUGAUGGAGGAGACGGGUUGCCACAUCCAUUUCCCAGACUCCAACAGGAACAACCAGGCAGAGAAAAGCAACCAGGUGUCCAUCGCAGGCCAGCCAGGAGGAGUGGAGGCGGCUCGAGUAAAAAUAAGAGAGCUGCUUCCUCUCGUGCUGUCUUUCGAGCUUCCCGCCAUCAUGCAGUCUGACCCCAGCUCCCCCACCGUGCAGCACAUCUCGCAGACCUACAGCCUCACCGUCUCCUUCAAGCCCCCGACCCGCCUCUACAGGGCCACCGGAGUGGUUCGCGGCUCGCAGAACAACGCCAACGCCGUCAAGAGAGGUACAGCUCUGCUGUUGGAGCAUUUGGCUGGGAGCCUGGCAAGCACCAUCUCCGUCACCACCCACCUGGACAUCGCACCCCAGCACCACCUCUUCAUGAAGGGCCGCAAUGGCAGCAACAUCAAGCACAUCACCCAGCGGACGGGGGCCCAGAUCCACUUCCCCGACCCGAACAGCCCCCAGAAGAAAUCCACGGUCUACAUUCAAGGCACCAUUGAAUCAGUCUGCCUGGCACGGCAGUACCUCAUGGGCUGCUUGCCUCUGGUGUUAAUGUUUGACAUUAAGGAGGACAUUGAGGUGGAGCCCCAGUGUAUCACGGCACUAAUGGAGCAGCUCGAUGUCUUCAUCAGUAUCAAACCAAAGCCAAAACAACCCAGCAAGUCCGUCAUAGUCAAGAGUGUCGAGAGGAAUGCAGUGAACAUGUACGAAGCCCGAAAGUGCCUCCUGGGUCUGGAGAGCAGCGGCGUGUCGUCCUCCUCCUCGCCGUCCGUGUUGUUGAAUCCCGCCGCCACCGUCCCGUCCCCGUCCUUCAUCUGCCCCGUUGGCCUGGACAUCCUGGCCUCAGCUGGCCUGGGGCUGAGCAAUCUGGGUUUCCUGGGAGCGGCGGCGGCCCACUCUCUCAACUCUGCUGCACCGAACGCUGUCCUCAACAGCUUGAACUCCUCCAUGAACCCGAUGCAGACCCAGAGCCCGAGCACCCCCACACCCGCCACAUCCCUCUGGCCCAGCUCACUCACCAGCACCCACGGCUUCCCAUCUCAGCUGCUGCUGCACCCCGCCGCCCAGGCCACAUUGAGUAGCAUCCUGCUGUCGAGUGUUCAGGGUUACACACAGAGUACGCCGUCCCCUCCUCCUGGCCUCGCCCCCAUAGAUAAGCAGCCCAACGGGGUCCCGGACUGCACCAAGGGCCCCUGCACCCUCAACGGACACGUCAAGCAUCCUAGCUCCGUCUACGGGAGGAUAGCGAGUGCGUCCCUUGCAGAAACCGUUUUGAGCCCAGCCCCAUGUGACUCGGUCCAGGAGGCCAGUGGACACAAUCCUUCAGAACCGCGGUCCAGCAAGUCCAGCCCAGAUGACGGUUCAGACACAUUUGUGGAAGUGGGCAUGCCCAGAAGCCCCUCGCACUCAGCCAAUGGCAUUGAGCUGAAACAGAUGCUGGCUUCAUGUAAGACGUCAUCAGGGAAGCGACAGGCUCUGGAGCUGCUGCAGGGAACCAAGAACUCCCACCUCCACUCCGACUGUCUCCUCUCGGACGCCGAGUCCAGCUCCUCAGACAGCCCUGUGGCCGAUAAACGGGCUCCCGGCAGCGAGCGAGCGGCUGAGAGGGAGCGAAUCAGACUGGACCCACAAACCUCCUUCGCCAACAUCCAGGCAUUUGACUAUGAACAGAAGAAGCUGUUGGCAACCAAAGCGAUGUUAAAGAAGCCCGUGGUGACUGAGGUGCGGACUCCGACUAACACCUGGAGCGGUCUGGGCUUCUCAAAGUCCAUGCCGGCUGAGACCAUCAAGGAGCUGCGCAGAGCCAAUCACGUUUCCUACAAGCCCAGCAUGAGCACCACCUUCGAGGAUUCUCCGCUGUCGUUGUCUCGCUCCGGCAGCAGGGAAGGCCUCGGGAACGGCAGUGAAUCCGACAACUGGCGAGACCGGAACGGCGGCGUUAACGGCCUGCCGGGUCACGACGAGUUCCCCUCCGUUGUCGGCAGCCCGAAGAGGAAGCAGAACAAAUCUGCUGCAGAGCAUUACCUCAGCAGCAGCAACUACAUGGACUGCAUCUCCUCGAUAACCGGCAGCAACGGCUGCAGCCUGAACUCGUCUCUGAAAGGCUCGGACCUGCCCGAGCUGUUCAGCACGCUGGGCUUGGGGAAGUACACGGACGUCUUCCAGCAACAGGAGAUUGACCUCCAGACAUUCCUGACUCUAACAGACCAGGACCUGAAGGAACUGGGCAUCACCACCUUCGGCGCCCGCAGGAAAAUGCUGCUCGCCAUCUCAGAACUAAACAAGAACCAGAGGAAACUAUUCGAGCCGCCCAUCAGGUCCUCUUUCCUGGAAGGGGGAGCCAGCGGGCGCCUUGCCCGUCAGUUUCAAGCAGACAUAGCCAGCGUCAGUGGCCGGUGGUAGGCGCCUCCAGACCCACGGGCCGUCCUGGAGCCCCGCCUCCAGUGUCAUUCUGUGCCUCAACAGCCCUGGUUCAAGCUGAAGGAAGACUGUUCAAAUGUUGUUGUUGUUGUUGCCAUAUAGUAUAAAUAUAUAUAUUAAAAAAGCCAUAGUUUUACCCGAAGUGCCAACGAGAAAAAAGGGAUUUCUCCGAAAAGUGAGGUUCAGUGUUCACUCCUUAUAGAGCCAGUGAGUCUAUCUGGAGCAUUUCUAUAUGAAGGUUUGUUGUUAUGGUUCUGAUGAAGGGUACUGUCCAGUAUUUCUGUCCCAUUUUCGUUCAAGGGAACAGGCAGAAUGAUUAGUACAAAUCAUUUUACAAAUUGAUACUACCUGCAUUUGUAUUAUGCUGUUGUAUCAGUGACAUGCACUUUAAUAUUACUAGAUUUUGCCUGUGAGAGCCUAAUUCAUUAGAUUUAAAUAACUGCAUUUUUGUUGUUGUUUUUUUAUUGACUAAAAGCACAGAUGCCUUUUUGUACCAAACCAAAUGUAAGCACUUACUAGUGAGUUUAGGGCGCCACCAAAGGAAGUGCAACAUGUGUCAAUGCAGCAAAGUGGUGACUCGAUCCGCUUGAACCAAAAGAAAGUAUCGCGUGGCCUUUGACCUUUGGCUGCCUUAAGUGUUUUGAUUGGUGGACAUUCCUCCGAGGUCAGUGUUUGUGUCCAACCGCAGUCUGUUUGUAUGUCUGUGUGUUUACUAGACAAAAAAAAAUCUAAUAUGUUUUACUCACUCCGCAUUUUGAUUUUAUUUUUUGUUUUUACCAUUUUAGGGGAAUGGGUGGGAUGUUUAACAGUAAUCGGUUUACAUUUGUAUUUUUUUUUAUACAUGUAUGAUUUUUGUUAUUAGAUUAUUAGUAUAUUCUACUUUUUUUCCUGCCCGUUUUAAUCCGUGGAGCCGUGAUGUGGCUGUGCCAUGACACAGUAGCAGAGCCAAGAGGCAGUGGGGCAACGCUUUAAAUGCCUCUCUCUGAUUAUGUCAACGGGCAUUUUUCUAUGGCUCUCCUUCCCUGUUAGUUUAUAGUAAUACGGUCUUUUGUCUCAUCUGUUAUUUGUCAGUGUUGGCUUCUCCGUGGCCCCGCCUGUGCGCCAAAGAUCUCACAAAGCACUCCUUCGUGUAUCCAGAGCUCGAGUUGCUACGCUAGAACUGUGUGCGGUGCCCUUUUGGUCUUCCCAAUAACGGGCUGUUCCAUUCCCAGCAAAGAAGGACCCAGCCGUGCCUUUUUGCAGCGAAAAAAAGUUAAGAAUAACAACAUAUUGAUCCGACCUUCCUCUCCAGUAGGGAGGCGCAUCACACAAACAAGCAGUUAGUUCACAGGCAAAUUGUGUCUCGUGAGAAUAUCUUCAGGAGAUGCAAAAAGGAAACCAAAGUCAUCAAAAGGACUGUGACGUUUAAGAUGAAAACAAAUACAAAUCUGAAACUGUUCCAGGAAACCCGGUUCAGCAGAGUUUAAUGAAGUUCCAGGAUUAUACACGCCGCGCUCGUGUUCGCCAUCAAAGCGGCCUGGACUCCUGUGUGAUGUUCGUUCACGAGAGAAACUCAUCCUCUUCAAACGGUUCUUUAACUUUGGAUAUCUCAAGUGUUGUUUUGCGUGGUAUUCUUAAACUGUAUGAGGAUUGAGCCGACACACUGAUCCGCCUUCCAAAGUCUUAAGUGCCUCUUUGUAAAAACAAAAAAUAAUAAUCUUUUGGCAAAAUGUGUUCCUUAGUGUAUAACAUCGAAGACCAACAAGUCUUUUCUCUGUUUGAAGGAGAGUAGUGUGUGUAUAAUCUAGGACGCUCUUGAGAUAGGAUCACGGUCGAGUGCGUGGACAUUAACCUCGCCGAGUUUUACUUGGAAAGAAAUUAACAGCGGUCCUCACGUGGUCUCCCACAGAGAGAAGUCCAUUAUUCCUCUUAAAUGUCCACGUUUACGGUGAUUCGUCGUGCAUCAUGUCCCCUUUUAACCACUUUCCAGCCUCCCGCGCUUCUGAUUUGAGCCAUUCUCAAUGUGGUUGUCAAGUAAAUAACACGAUACGAAAUGAUAGUGCGACACGGUUGCCGACGCCAACCAGGUAAUUAUCUCUUUUAUCUUGGGGGGGGGGGAGAACGCUAAUGGGAUUCUUUGUCCCCAGAGGAAACCCGGGGCCGGUCGGGCCCCACGCAUCAUGGUACGACAUAGAAACCGUGGAGCACCGACGUGCUGUGACUCGUGUUUCUGCCUCGCAGACAUUUGUUUUCAUCCCCUACCUUGUUCGGAUGCGUCUGCUCAGAGGGCCGUCGAGGUUCUCGUCUUAUCCAGUGAAUGUUCAACAAAUAUUGCCGCGUGUUAUUGCAGAUCGAUGAAGGCUCGGCGAAAGGGACUCGAGUGGAAACGUUUACCGCCAGCGUGUCUCGCCGUUGCCCUCCGAUGAGAGGAGAAUCACAAUUAUGUCUUUGAUUUGUUGUAUUAGUGAUAUUGUUGUUCCCAAAGGGAUUUAUUUGAAGGAGUCUUUGUACUGCAAUCAAAUGGUACAUUUAUAAUAAAUGUAAACCACUAAGGAUAAUACAUAACUUUUGUACAACUUUUUCAUCUUAUGCAACCAUUGUUUUUGUGUGAGAAAGGUACAAUUCUGCACAAAGUUCCAGAGAAGGAUUUGUGUAUAAACAUUGCCAUGUGGCCAAAGCUCUGUUCACUGCGGCAUCUGUUGAUGCUAUUGUUAUUCUAAUUGUAUUGUAGUACAGAUAUAAACAGGACAUUUUGGAGAAACUGUCAAGCAGAAACAAAAAAAAAUGUUUGUUCAAAUAUUAUGACAGUAAUAAAUUUAUGCAAACAAAGUC